GCUCCUGCCAGCAACUUCCUGUCCUGUGUCAGCCUGAUUUUGUUCUCUUUGACCACGGCACCCAUCAAACAGACCGAGACCUUUACACACCAAGAUCCUUACAGGGAAAGCAGAAAGAGGUGUGCUGUCUCAAUAGUCACUGACACUAAACAUUUUGACAGUGAAGAAAGUCUGAUGGAGCUGUCUGUUAAGGCAGCUGGGACUUGGCUGUAAUCUAGAAGACAUGUGGUGAGUGCCGGGGCAAGUCAUUGAGCCAUAACGCUUGCUGAAUUGUGGUGCCUCCAAUGGCUGAGCUGAAGAUCCCUCUUAUUUGCCGGGUGCCAAGAACUAUGAACAGACAGGGCAAUAGAAGGACAACAAAAGAAGGACCCAGUGAUUUGAAAGUCCAGAACGUCUCUCUGCUGAAAAACAAGUCAUGGCCUCGAAUCAAUAGUGCCACAGGCCGGUACCAGACUAUCAAUGAGCCUCUUCUGGAUUGCGAAAGGAACUCCGCUGCAGUCCUGGAUGAAGCAGAACGCCACAGGGAUGACGAUUAUGAAGACCCCGAGCUUCCUGUGGCAGAGGCGUGGCGAUCGAUGAAAAUCCUACCAGCCAGGCCUAUAAAGGAAUCUGAAUAUGCGGAUACGCGCUAUUUCAAGACUAAGGUGGACCCUCCCCUUUCCUUCAAUGUCAAGACUUCUAUCCCUACGGAGAGGCCAACCUGGAACACGUGGAUGAGGCUGGAAGAAGUGGACAAAUCCACGCCGAAGGACAUCAGAAGCCAACACAUCAAAGGAAACAAACCCACCAAAGGGAACAAGACUCCUUUACCAACUCCUCGGCCACCUGUCUCUCUUCCAAAGAAGUACCAGCCCUUGCCCCCCGAGCCGGAGAGCAGCAGGCCAGCGUCCCCUCAGAGGCAUACCUUACCCGAAGUGCAGAGAGGGGCCAGACAGAUAAGCUUAAAGAACUUGGGUGAGGUCCUUGGAACAGAGAAAGCACCUCAUCAUCCCAUGAAGCCCGAAUCAUCUCACCUGUCAAAAAAUCAGAGUGCUCCCGAGAUCCCUCUUGCCGUUGCCAGCUCUUCAUUCACGAUGAGCACCCACAGCCUGCGAAACAGAGAUCAUAAAGAAAGCACGCAGUCCUACUCUCCUCAGGGAUGUCAGUCUCCAGCCAGCUACAGCCCUCAGGAAAAUUCCCUUCACUAUAAAAACACCGGCUGGAGAAAACCUUACCCCACAAGGUCUGAGGAAAAGGACGUCCAGCACAAAGAAUGGUACAUCGGAGAGUACAGUCGCCAGGCAGUAGAACAGGCGUUAAUGAAGGAGAACAAGGAUGGCACUUUCUUGGUCCGAGACUGCUCCACGAAAUCCCAGGCUGAACCCUACGUUUUGGUGGUGUUUUAUGGAAACAAAGUCUACAACGUGAAAAUCCGCUUCCUGGAGAGGAACCGGCAGUUUGCCCUGGGGACAGGACUCAGAGGAGAUGAAAAGUUUGAUUCAGUGGAAGACAUCAUUGAACACUACAAGUAUUUUCCAAUUAUACUAAUUGACGGGAAAGAUAAAACUGGGGUUCGCAGGGAACAAUGCUACCUGACUCAGCCACUCGCUCUCAACAGACACUUCUCACCUUGGUAGCUUGGUCUUUGUUGCCUCUUCAGCUCAGUGGACUCAAUGCCUCUGUUAUUUGCCAUUUAUUUUAAAAGAUUAUUUUCUGUGGAUUUAAAGGCAUUUCUUCAUAAAAAAAGAAAAAAUUCUAUAGUGGAAAUUGGAAAAUCAAUCAUGGUUUUGAAAGCUCAAGCCACAAAAGAAAUAUUUAUAAGAUGCCAAAAUAAAACCUAGCUUUUAAAAAAACAUCUUCUAAAGACAAAAUUAUAAAGAUAGUCCUUCUACUCCUGUUACAACUGACCAACACAUGUUACAAAAAUUGCUUCAAUGUUUGCGGCUAACACAUGACAAGUCAAGGUGAGAUUCGCAAAUCUACUCGUGUGCUCUUUUAUAGGACCUGGUGUCCUUAAACAGUUAUUUCAGAACUGUUUGGACAUGAAUAUUUAUUGUGUUUUCAUGAUUCCUUAUGCCAAAGGUGUUGGCAAAUGUUAGCUCUAUUUAAUUUGGUAUCCUGGAAAUUCAAUUAUAGGAAAGGAAUGUGGUAUAGAAAAAAAGAGCACUUGUGAAUAUCACUUUAAAGACAGAAAUCAGAAAUGCUUUUCCUAUGGAGUGAAAUGGCCAGUCUCCAGGAUAUUCUGUUUAGAGUGGCUUUAAGGCAAAUAGGAUUAGCAGGCUCAUAUAGUAAGAAAGUUAGCUAAAUCGGAAUAAAAGUAUAGUUUUAAAAAUUAAAGUUGUGGAUUUCCAUUCAAAGGAAAAAGACUGCUCUCAACUUAGUGCUGUUUUGCACACGUCAUAUGGUCCCACUCAAGACUAAGAGGAUCGAAUUAUAUUCCUGUUUCACAAUACAGAUGAGGAAAGAGGCUCAAAAAAGUUAAUGAUCUUACUCAGUAUAAGAAGAGAGCCCGGAUUUUUAUCCAUUUUGCCUGACUCGUUCUGAGCACAUUGUCCCAGGUAUAUUCCUUGUGCUAUGAAAUGUUGCAAUCGAGUUGAAAAGAUAAAUUACAGAGAGGAAGGGAGAGAGGUAGGGGGAGGGAGACAGAGAGA
Messenger RNA from Rhinolophus ferrumequinum (greater horseshoe bat), 2630 nucleotides. RefSeq names its product cytokine dependent hematopoietic cell linker (gene CLNK). Gene Ontology annotation, biological process: intracellular signal transduction; cell surface receptor protein tyrosine kinase signaling pathway. The coding region runs from base 285 to 1616 and encodes 443 amino acids. The transcript has 19 exons. The record is from RefSeq and is a predicted model, not a curated record. NCBI's taxonomy places the organism in Eukaryota, Metazoa, Chordata, Mammalia, Chiroptera, Rhinolophidae.